AUGGGAACAUCAGUGCAAGUAACACCACUUUGUGGAGUGUACAAUGAAAACCCUCUCUCUUACUUGGUUUCCAUUGAUGGCUUCAACUUCCUUAUUGACUGUGGUUGGAAUGACCACUUUGACUCUUCCCUCCUUCAACCCCUUUCCAGGGUAGCAUCAACUAUAGAUGCCGUUUUACUUUCACAUCCUGACACACUUCACCUUGGUGCCUUACCCUAUGCCAUGAAGCAGCUUGGACUCUCUGCUCCUGUUUAUUCAACUGAGCCUGUCUAUAGAAUGGGACUUCUCACUAUGUAUGACCAGUUCCUCUCAAGAAAGCAAGUAUCGGAGUUUGAUUUGUUUACUCUAGAUGAUAUUGAUUCUGCUUUCCAAAGUGUAACAAGGCUAACAUACUCUCAGAAUCAUCACCUCUCUGGCAAGGGAGAGGGAAUUGUGAUUGCACCACAUGUUGCUGGACAUCUUUUGGGAGGCACGAUAUGGAAAAUUACAAAGGAUGGUGAGGACGUCAUAUAUGCUGUUGAUUUCAAUCACAGGAAAGAAAGGCAUUUGAAUGGAACUAUUCUAGGUUCCUUUGUGCGGCCAGCUGUUCUAAUAACUGAUGCUUAUAAUGCUUUGAACAAUCAGCCUUACCGGCGUCAAAAGGACAAAGAAUUUGGAGAUGUCUUAAAGACGACUCUAAGGGCAGGUGGAAAUGUGUUACUACCUGUUGAUACCGCUGGACGAAUAUUAGAACUCGUUCUGAUGUUGGAAUCGUAUUGGGCGGAUGAAAACUUGAACUAUCCUAUAUACUUUCUUACAUAUGUUGCAUCCAGCACUAUUGAUUAUGUGAAGAGUUUCCUUGAGUGGAUGAGUGAUUCCAUAGCAAAGUCUUUUGAACAAACACGUGAAAAUAUAUUUCUUUUGAAAAAUAUCACACUUCUGGUUAACAAGACUGAUCUUGACAAUGCUCCCGAAGGUCCAAAGGUUGUUCUUGCAUCCAUGGCAAGUUUGGAAGCAGGUUUUUCACACGAUAUAUUUGUUGAUUGGGGAAAUGAUGUCAAAAAUCUUGUGUUUUUUACAGAAAGAGGCCAGUUUGGCACGCUAGCUCGGAUGCUUCAGGCUGAUCCACCUCCAAAAGCUGUCAAAGUCACUGUGUCCGAACGGGUUCCUUUGGUUGGCGAGGAGCUAAUUGCAUAUGAGGAAGAGCAAAACCGAAUAAAGAAAGAAGAAGCUUUAAAAGCUAGUCUUAUAAAAGAGGAAGGGUUGAAAGCCUCUCAAGGGGCUGAUAAUAAUACUACUGAUCCUAUGGUCAUUGAUACCGGCAAUAAUCAACCAUCACCAGAAGUGGCUGUUGCAAAAAAUGGAGGAUACAGAGAUGUAUUUGUUGAUGGAUUUGUCCCUCCUUCAACCAGUGUUGCCCCAAUGUUCCCCUGUUAUGAGAAUGCAUCAGAAUGGGAUGAUUUUGGUGAAGUCAUAAAUCCAGAUGAUUAUGUAAUUAAGGAGGAAGACAUGGAUCAGACAGCAAACAAUUUAGGUGGUGAUAUAAAUGGAAAACUGGAUGAAGGUGCUGCAAGUUUGAUAUUUGAUACAAAGCCGUCAAAAGUUAUAUCUGAUGAAAGGACGGUCCAAGUCAGGUGUUCGCUGGUUUACAUGGAUUUUGAAGGUCGUUCAGAUGGAAGAUCAAUUAAGAACAUUCUCUCCCAUGUGGCUCCUCUUAAGCUGGUUUUGGUGCACGGAUCUGCUGAAGCUACAGACCAUCUGAAGCAGCACUGCCUGAAGAAUGUAUGUCCUCAUGUUUAUGCACCUCAAAUUGACGAGACUAUUGAUGUAACGUCUGAUUUAUGUGCUUAUAAGGUUCAACUAUCUGAGAAGUUAAUGAGUAAUGUACUCUUCAAAAAGCUGGGAGAAUAUGAAAUAGCUUGGGUUGAUGCUGAAGUAGGGAAGACAGAGAAUGAUAUGCUUUCGCUUCUCCCCAUUUCUGGCACACCUUGUCCACAUAAAUCUGUUCUAGUUGGUGAUUUGAAAUUGGCAGAUUUCAAGCAGUUUCUCUCAACCAAAGGCGUUUCGGUGGAGUUUGCUGGCGGGGCUCUACGUUGCGGUGAAUACGUAACUGUUCGGAAGGUUGGGGAUGCAACUCAGAAGGGUGCUGGUUCUGGUACUCAGCAAAUUAUUAUUGAAGGUCCUCUUUGUGAAGAUUACUAUAAGAUUCGCGAUUAUCUCUAUUCACAGUUUUAUUUGCUUUAG
Messenger RNA from Lathyrus sativus (Indian pea), 2223 nucleotides. The record is from the annotation of a GenBank genome assembly. NCBI's taxonomy places the organism in Eukaryota, Viridiplantae, Streptophyta, Magnoliopsida, Fabales, Fabaceae.